UCGAAAUUAAAAAAAACAAAACAGUCUUGAGCAUCUCACUUCACUUCAUCCAGUUUGGAAAUGAAUUCCUGUUUUCUAGUUAUCUCCUCUCAGCACCGGACAGCUCCCAGUGUGUUCCCACGCCCCGCCCACCUCCGCUGCAGGCUCGCGCUGAGAAACAAACACACACGUAACACGGCGCUCGCGCACACAACCGUGGGCGACACUAAGCAUCUCCUUGGUUGGAGGGAGGAGGUGGGGGACCUGUGUUUUUAUUGGGAGGGGACUGAAGUUCGGGAACAUUUCGGCGCUGCUCCUCUCUCUUUGUUGUUUUGUCCAGAGCAGCAGCGCCGCGCCGCUCCCGGGGAGAAGUGUUCGUAGAUUUAACGGAGUUCCGAGGAUUUUCUUCUUCUUCUCCUCUCUUUUUCGGACAGCCGCUUUAUGAAAGUCUCCGCUUUCCUUUGAAGCCGUCGAUUAGAAGUGGUGGCGAUGGGGAUUCCUGUCGUAAUUGGCGACGUAAUGACUGUAAAUUUCAGGACCUUUGUGGCUUGUGUUUGACGAAGAGUUUCUAAUAGCAGCAUCGAGAGAAAGCGAGAGAGAGGAUUUGGCGAUGAGCGCAGCUUGCCAGGUGCCCGCGGUGUCCCCCCUGCGCCUGUGAGGAACCACCAUGGCUCUCAUCCUCUUUGCGCUGCUUCUGCACGCCGGGAUCGUUCUGGGUUCAAACUACGGCUACGUGGAGUGGUCGGAUAACGACAGGGACGAGAGGCUCCCACCGCCGGCGGCGCUCAGCACGCAGAGCGUCAACAAGGAGCCGCCCCACCGUCCCACUCCGCACCCGCUCCAGCCGACGGAGCGCGCGGUGGUCGCGCACAAAAUCGAGGAGGAUCUCCCCCGGGUGGUGACGGCUUUCCUGCACACGGGAGACUCCUCGGCGCUGAGGCAGGUCAACUGCUCUCGGAGGUAUGAGCUGAGCAGCCUGCGCGGCGGCCUCCACGUCGCCUCCCAUUACUCCCUGCACAGCGUCCUGGAUACGGUGGCGCACGCGACCAACUUCCUCAACAUGAUCCUGCAGGCCAACAAGUCCCGCGAGCGAACCUUCCGCGGGGACACGGGCUGGUACCACGCGCUGGUUCAGAGCAUCCUCGAGGGGGACCCGAAGAUCCACCGGGCGGUGGUGACCCUGCACGCGGACGCGCCGACGACUCCCGGCCCGCACGUUUUCCUCCAGGCGACCAGGACCGGCGAUGAGGUGGUGCUGCAGGACCUCUCCGGGUCCGCGCACCGCCGCCUGAAGAACAGGAGCCCCGAGUCCGAGUGGUUCCACGACUUCAGGGACGGGAGGAGACCUCAGGCGCACAGGGGCGGCCCCGAGGGCUCGGGCGGCGGGAGUUACCUCCUGAACAAGAGCCAGAUCAAAUGGUCCGCGCCGUACCUGGAGUGUGAGCACGGGGCUUUCGUUCCGUACUGGCUGCUCACCUUGUCGGCUGGGUUUUAUGGACUGAAAAGCAACUCGGCGCCAGAAUUCAGGGGGGUUAUUCGUGUGGAUGUGAACCUUCAGGAUGUGGAUAUUGACCAGUGUUCCAGCAGUGGCUGGUUUGCCGGGACUCAUCGCUGUAAUCUCACCAGCAUGGAGUGCACUCCUGUUGGCGGCCACGGAUUUGUGCUGGACAAGUACAAGUGCCAGUGCAGGAAAGGAUUUUACCAUCCGAACCGAGUGGCGCUCAAUGGCUUUAAAAACCGGGAGCACAGCUCCUACAGAGACGAGACGUCUGACAUGUCCAACAAGUGUCUGCCGUGCAGAGAGGGCUGCAAGUACUGCCAAGAUGACACCCCCUGCCUGGUGCAGGAGAACGGCGGACUGCGGCUCGCCGUGGCCUCCUUCCAGGGCCUGUGCAUGAUGCUGGACCUGGCGAGCAUGUUGGUGGUCUACCACUUCAGGAGGAACAAGAGCAUCCGUACGUCUGGUCUCAUCCUGCUGGAAACCAUCUUGUUUGGGGCGUUGCUGCUGUACUUCCCAGUGAUGAUCCUGUACUUCAACCCCAGCGUGUUCCGAUGCGUCCUCCUGAGGUGGGUCCGCCUCCUGGGAUUCGCCAUCGCGUACGGCACCAUCAUCCUCAAGCUGUACAGGGUCCUGAAGGUGUUCCUCUCCCGGACGGCCCAGAGGACGCCUUACAUGACCAGCUGGCGCGUCCUGCGGCUGUUGGCGGUGAUUCUCCUCGUGGUGCUGUGGUUCCUGGUGGCCUGGACCUCGGCUGUGUGCCAGAGCCCGGAGCUGAGUCGCAGUCUGAUAGUCGCAGGCUUCACACCAGAGGGGAUGCAGUUCAGCAUGUGCCUGCUGGACCGAUGGGACUACAUGAUGGGAGUGGCCGAGUUCCUGUUCCUGCUGUGGGGUGUGUACCUGUGCUAUGCCGUCCGCACCAUCCCUUCUGCUUUCCACGAGCCGCGGUACAUUGCUGUAGCCAUCUACAACGAGCUCCUCAUAUCAGCCAUCUUCCACAUCAUCAGGUUCUCUCUCGCUGCAGGGCUUCACCCGGACUGGACGCUCAUGCUGUUCUUUGUUCACACUCACCUGACUGUGACUGUAACUCUGGGGCUGCUGCUCAUUCCAAAGUUCCUGACCAAAGGCACUCAGGCCCGAGACGAUAUCGCCACUGAGGCCUACGAAGAGGAGCUGGACAUGGGAAGAUCCGGCUCUUACCUGAACAGCAGCAUCACGUCCGCCUGGAGCGAGCACAGCUUGGACCCAGAGGACAUACGGGAAGAGCUGAAGAAGCUGUACGCCCAGCUGGAGGUCCACAAAAGGAAGAAGAUGCUCGCCAACAACCCUCACCUUCAAAAGAAGCGCAACUCAAAGAAAGGCCUGGGUCGCACCCUGAUGAAGCGGAUAACAGAGAUCCCAGAGACCAUGCACUUACACCGCCAGUGCAGCCGAGACGACGGCAGUGAACAUGGCAGCAACCGGGGCACCCUGAGGAGAAACCAGCUGGAGGCGAGCCAUCAAGGAAAACUUCAAGACGAUUCCCUGAAGAACAAACUCACCGGUCUGACAAAGUCGCUCAGCUUUGACCAUGUUUGUGAGCAGGAUGCAGAAACAGCGAGCCAAACCGGCUCGGUUCCAGGAGAUAAAAUGACCCCCGUCGGAAGCAGCGGGGACGGCUCUCUCCUGGGUUCCCUCAUCGGCCGCAGACACACCAAGAAGCAGCUGGAACCGGCCAGCACUCUGCCGAGGCUGGAGCCGGCCGAGUCCACAGAGUCCCUCACGCUCUUUUGGAAGUCGGCCAGCGCCCACAACCUCACUCACGAGAAGAAACCCAUCCACCUGCGGACCUCCAUCAUGCAGAAGUCCCUGAGCGUCAUUACGAGCGCCAAGGAGAAGAUGCCGGGACUUUCCAGCAAGACGCAAAGUGUGGAAGACGCCAGUAAGAAGGGCCAGAAGGGGCCAGAGGAGAGGACUCUGUCAGAAGUGGAUGAGACGCCCGAACAUUUCCCCAAAAUGAUCAUCAGCCAAUCGGUGGAGUACUCAAAGACUCCCAUGAAGAUGGGAAUCAUGAAGCAACAGGUGAGCGGCAGCCAGCCGUCCAUUUGCUCUGAGACAGGAAGGAGUCUGUACGACGUGUCUGAGGUUUGUCCCUGGGAGCUGGAUGAGGCCCAGACUCCUUCCGAAGCAAAGACCCAGAAGCACGUGUCCAUCGCUCCGGUAGAACCACCCGCGGGCCGCAGAGGCAGCAGCAGCAGUUCGGGGACGGCUAAAGUCAGCCGGUCUCAGCAGAGACAGAAACCCGGGCAGUCUCCGUCCAACAGACGGCGCUCCAAGGAUAAAGGAGGAGAAAGAGAGGACGGAAGGGAAGCGAGGAAGUCCCGGCCGCCCAAAUCACCUCUUCCUCUCAAGCCAGAAGUGAGCCCCUGGGAGUUCAACGAACAGCCCAUGGUGGGAGGAGAUUUGGACUCUAUCUCUCCGGACAGGAUCAGGAGGAAGAAAAGUGUCACCCCCACUGAUGGGAAACCCAAAGGGCUCCAUUCGGACCACUCCAAGUCCACAGGGAGCCUCCUCCAACCCCCGUCUCUGAUGGUAGAAAUUUCCCCAUGGGAUUACGGAGGGCCACCUUCCCCCAAGCAGGAGAAGACCUGCAACAGUCCCACCACACACAAGAAGAAACGGAAGGGCUCCUCCUCGUCGAACCACAAAUCUGACAAGGACCGAGCGAGGGAGAAGAGCAGAGAGAGGCGGAGCUCGUCCAGCAAGCCGCCGUCGGAGAGGAGACGGGUCAGCCAGUCGUCGGAGGGCGGGGGGCCGAUGGAGCGGCGGAGGAGCUCGACCAGAGACGCCGAGGUUUUCUCCCGUGAUGCCGAGCACUCGCACGCGCAUGGCAGCCUGGCUCAGACUAAAAAAUCCCCCGAAAAGAAGAAGGAGAAGUCUUUGCGCAGUAGUUACAAACCCGCAGUUCUAAGUGGCGCAAAAAUGGUUGACGUUUGUCCCUGGGACUUCCCAGAGAAGGAGUCGGGGGAGAGGGCAUGAUGACUGCUGGCACGACUUGAUCUUUUUGUACUGGCUGACUGAGAGCUCGCAGGACAAAGGGAUGCUAAAAAUAUCCCAGAGUAUUUGGUAAAAGGUUUUUCUUUUCCCCCUUCAUGUUGGCUUAGUGAAGAGGGUUAUGGGAGCCCUUUCCAUAACGCAGCUCUGAAUGCAACCGUGUCGCUUUCAAGAGGUCAUUUGUUUUCUCUGCACACCUGCUUGCACAUCUGUGAGAGUUUGUAUGUUUUAUCACCUUUAAAUACACCUUGAAGAGUUUGUAAAUGAUUCACGCCUGCACUGGCGAGCCCAGCAGACGAAGCCGCCUGUGUGUUCUCUGCAUGGUGAAGACGCACGAGGAACAAAAUGACAAACUUCAGAAGAACGGAGAGCAUGGGCUCAGAUGCGCUGAGACGCAGGAGAAAAGCAGCUUGUAUUUGGGCUGAAUGCACAGUUAAUGUCAUGAAGACGACCUGUUGGAUCAACCAGUUGUGGGGAUAACAAAGGUUUGCAGCAGAGCUAAAUGAGGGAAGCUGUGUCUUUUGGCAAAGGUUCUCCAUUGACAGUGCCUUGCAAAAGUAGUCAUAUCCCUUAAUACCUUUUCACCAUUUUUCAGGUUAUUACGGAAACUGACGCGUUUGUAUUAGCCCUUCUAUUGUCAGUGUGCUUGUGCAUCUUUAAAAAGUUUUAAAUUCAAGCCUUAAAUUAAGGUCUUAAAAUGUCUUAAAUUUAUUUAAAAAGUAAGUUGGUCUUAAAUAUAUUAAUCACUGCUUUUUUUUAGACUUUUCUGCCAGGCAAAAGUUCGAGUCACACUCAGACAUUUUCAUUGCCCUCUGUGACUCUAGAUAGUUGAGGCUAUACCGCUAACUAGCAGCUAACAUAACUCUUUCUAGCUAGCAAGCCAUCUUGCAUUUAUCCUGGAAAAUGCAAAUUUAUUGGUUGUUGGCUGAACAGAGUUGAAACAUUUCUGUGAGUAUAUGGGUCUUAAAUCCCGUUCUAAAUAGCCUUAAGUUGUUGAAACCAUCUGACACCGAGGUUUAUUCUCAUAAACCUAAAUGAAAAACUGUCAGCUUUUGUCCAGAAAUCAGCCUAUUUCUAUCUACAGUAAGCACUAGAUAGAAACAGGCUGAAUAUGUAGCAAAAUAUAUAGAAUAAAUAAAAAGCUGUCAGUGUUUCAACCAUUCGUUUCCCUUCCAUGCUAAAAACACGACUUACUCUGUCAGGUGGUGCUGCAAAGGCUUUGGUGCGUCUCCAACUCCACACCGACCUUCUGCUGCACAUCUGUACCACUGGUGCAACCACUCAAUAAAGAGAGAUUGUUACAAAACGCCUUCAACAGUUUGUCCUGAUUGACGCUCAGCGGCGAGCGUGAAUAUCCCACCAGCCUCGAGUUAGAUAGCCAGAUAAGUUUAUGACAACAUCUGAAAACGAUCAAAGGGGAAUGAUUACUUUUGCAAAGCGCUGUGUAUUAUCAUUUUAAAUUUUAUUUAUUUAUUCAUGUUUACAAAAACCAUCGCAUGUGGUAAAACUAUCCAACAUCAAAUAACUAAAUGUCUACUGGUGAACUUGUUCUCAAAUAUGACAGUGGGAGUUUUGAUGUUGUUGCGUCCGGUGUUUGUCCACUUGCAAAGCACUCGAUGCUUUUUGAAAUGGCGUGCGCUGCUGCGUCAGAGUCAGCAUUUCAUACGGCAUGCUGUUUACCUUUCAGCAGUGCUGAGGUUGGUAUUUAUUUGGUGUUUACUCUACUCUUCUGGCUGGCGUCUCAUGUUUUUAUACGGAUAAGGAGACGCUCUAUCAUUGGCUGCAGUUUCCUUGUUUGUUUUGGGUUUUUUCUACACGUGCAGUGAAAAACGAAAGGACCAAAUCUUAAUCUGCCUAUCGCAGAUGUUGUGAAUAAUACAUCUCAUCUCUUCUUUGGCCCAUUUCUUCUGCCUGGAUGCACCUCUCUUCAAAACUGCGCACAUAUUCAGUCGCCAAGACUGAAUGUCUCUGACAGAGAGAGUAAUUAAUCAUUUUGGCAUCGUCUCCAACGUAAACAACAACAGUCAGCCUGUCCGUCCUGCCAUCAGACACCCACCACUGACAACUCAUGUGUCAAACAUGGCACUCAGCUCAGCUUCAGGACGGUUGUGUGUGCAUGACAGUGAGAACAUGACCCCAUAACUUCCCCGCAAGCAUAAAAUAAUCAUUGCAUAUCUUAUAAAAUACUUAAAAGGACACUUUCAAGCACAUUUAUUUCAAUUUUGGCUGUAUUUAUCAAGCACUUUGAUGUGUAACAUGAACGGCUUCAUAGUCAGAGGCCUUGUUUUUGUAACGGAAUGCCAUUGUUUGCCCACUACACGUUGUUUAAUGCUUGUUUAUGCAGUGUGUUGCCGCUCCAGCAGCUUAAAACAAAUGGUUGUGCCAUCCACAUGCGGAUACUUGUACAGUGUAUUCUUAUUGUGUUGCAUGUAAAUAAAGUAAAUAAUGUUCUCAAUUUCAAAUUAAACAUUUCUAGAAA
Molecule: messenger RNA, 6989 nt
Organism: Poeciliopsis prolifica (blackstripe livebearer)
Lineage: Eukaryota; Metazoa; Chordata; Actinopteri; Cyprinodontiformes; Poeciliidae
Product: probable G-protein coupled receptor 158
Exons: 13
Coding region: 647-4495 (1282 amino acids)
Biological process (GO): G protein-coupled receptor signaling pathway
Cellular component (GO): membrane
Molecular function (GO): G protein-coupled receptor activity
Source: RefSeq, a predicted model, not a curated record